Messenger RNA from Paramuricea clavata, 369 nucleotides. The record is from the annotation of a GenBank genome assembly. Lineage: Eukaryota; Metazoa; Cnidaria; Anthozoa; Malacalcyonacea; Plexauridae.
GAACAGGGCCUGUUGAGUUUCAGAAUAAUUAUUACAUCACGGUCAAUGAAAAGCUCACCCAGCCAGAUGCAGAAGCACAUUGUUCAAAAACCUACAAGGACGGAACCUUGUACAGUUUUGAAGAUGGUGCAACAAAUGUAAUGGGAAAUUAUUGGACAGGCAUUGUGUAUAACGAGCGAACGAAUAGACAUGAAUUUGGUAAUGGUACAAAAUUUACAUUUGCCAAUCCAAUUAAAGGUCUUAAUAACGGAAGAAAGCUAUGUUUAGGGCGAAAAAAAAACGAAACAUCAAUUGAAUUUCAUACUUCAAAGUGUUGCAAUGCUGAGAAAAACUUUAUUUGCAAGUCUCCACAAGAACAAGCAAUAAAUG